This is a messenger RNA of Acipenser ruthenus (sterlet), 5905 nucleotides long. RefSeq lists its product as uncharacterized. Lineage: Eukaryota; Metazoa; Chordata; Actinopteri; Acipenseriformes; Acipenseridae. The record is from RefSeq and is a predicted model, not a curated record. The transcript has 21 exons. Bases 504 to 4304 code for a protein of 1266 amino acids.
GUUGUUUCCGGCUGGUUGUCAGAGACGCUUUGGUUUUGUUUCGCUGUUUUGUAAACAGAGAGGUUUUUUUUUUAAGUAGUCAGUGCUAUUCAAUUCUGGACUGAACACGUUCGUCAACUGGUACCACGAACCUAUACAUCUUAACUAAUAAACACUGAGACUUCAUAACAAUAUGUUUGUAAACACCAGACAAUUAUAUAAUAUGACCCUAUAGGUGCGUUUUUCAAAUGUAAUAUGUUACACUUUUUAAAAUUUCGGCUGUGAUUUGGUUAGUCAUAACGAAAGAAGAUACGAUUAUCAUCAACCAUAGUGAGGGAAGGUAUUUAGUUAUGGUGAAGACCAUACAUUUGAUGCUCAGAAAUUUUAAACUAGUUUAUGUGUUUAACAUAAUAUUAAUAUAGGUUAGCAUUCUGGAUUCAACCUUACAGCGACAUGCAGAUUUGACUGAAAAACCCCUGGAAAAUUGUGGCAGCACCGAAUGUGCUUGUUUGCAGCUACCAGAGAUGGAGUGGCAGGGAGAGUAUCUGCAGGACCAUUCGUUUUUAGACUGCUUACUCAGUGGGGUGCCUGGGAAUUUGGAACUGCAACAAGUGCUUGAUGACACAGAGGAGAAGCUGAAGUUGAAUGCCUUGUGCAUUGAACAGAGACUGAAGGAGCUGCAGGUGGAACUGAAUGAUACCUGGACCGGAGAGAAGCUGCCAUGUACGACUGACAACCCGCAGUGGUUCAGCCCCAGCAAUUUCAGCUCACUCAAACCAUCCUGUACUGGCCAUCAGGAUCUACUGGACUUCCUAAAAGCCCUGCAACAUUUCCUGAAGACGGAGCAAGGUCAGGAGGAAACGUUGCUGCUGCUCCUGCUUGACAUCUCCUCUCAGUGUGGUGUCUCCUUCCCAUCUCCUCCGAGCGGAUCGUCCUUCCAGCUGACCUCCAGAACCUCCCUACACGCUGUCGGGGAUGACUUCUCCAUUGAUGUCCAGUCAGUGUGGGAUGACGUGCGGCUACACCUCAGGCGAUUCCUGGUGGACAAACUGCAAUGCAGCCAGGAGGUGGGUCACCAGCUCCAUCACAGGGUGGCCUUCAAGACACAGUGUCUCCAGCAGCUUCUAUUCCUCUACCCGGAGUCAGAGGUCCUGUCAAAGUACCAGAGCAUCCAGAGCAAAGCAGUGCAGGAUCUCCUGCAGAACUCGGUGCUCUCCAGCCCUGGAGAAACCAAUUUCGACAAACUGGUCCAAGCCCACCAGAGAGGCAUCCCUUCUAUCUGCUCCAUGAUCAAGGAAGAUCUGCAAAUGCUCAACGGGAUUAUGGAGCCUUCAAUGACCCUAAAGUUUCUUAACGAAACAUACCUCUCCAACAUUACUGACGAGUUGUCCACUCUGAUCGAGAAGAUUUGUGACCUGCAGUUUAAAGAAAAUGUAAUGCACGCCACUAAAAUGGACAAAAGCAAGCAGAAAGGAGCAGUGCACGCUAUGGCUCUGCAGGAAAGGCCUAAAAAAGGGAGGAAUUUCUGCCUGACCUCACAUCAGUUGAGGUGUCUUGCCCAACUCAUGAAAUCCCUUUUGUGCAUGGAGGAAAGAAUAUUGGAACUUGCUACUGAAGUUUCCUUUUUGAACUGUGGAGGGGAGGCUGCCAGCAGCAUACAAGGAAUGUUGAAGAAAACAUGUGAGGACACUGAUAUGACCCCAGCUGAGACCAGUAAGCAAACUGCUGAACAGCUACUACAGGUCACAGAGCCUGCUGUUUUGGAGUUUGAUUGGAGGUGUGCUUUCAAAGACCUUGCUCCUGCUGUAGCCCACUGUGUCAAGGUGGUGCUGGAAGACAUCUGUGUGAAGAGGUUACAGCAGGAGGAGAACUUCCACUCAUCAGACUCCUCGAGGGUCAUGGAUCUUUGCAGUCUGCAGCAGGACGAUCAGAUCUGCUUGCCAAGCAGGACAGAAGAACCACCACAGAGAAUUGCCAAGUUCUGCGCUGACAUCAUGGAAGAACUCGACAUGUUGCUUCCACUUGCCCUGGCGUGCAGAAAGGACUUUCUGCAGGAAAUUAUAGAAAACUUUGUGGAGGUCUGCAGCAAAGUAACAGCAGCUGUUCUUACAAGGCUGGAGGAGAGGAGUAAGGAGGUUCCCUUGAAAUCGCCUAUUCAAAACCUGCACACCCUGCUCUCCACUGCCAUCCAUGUCCUCCAGCGUUUGACCCAGUAUGAGGCCAGGCUGAAGGAUGCUAGCUGCAAGCCCCUCUUCCCUCUAUCAGUCCAGAGGUACCAGGAAUUGAUCAGCGCCCUCCAGGAUCAAGUUACCAGCUACUGCGUCACAGUCUGCACUACGAGCAUCCUGCAGGAUCCCGAGAGCCACCACUGGGGUGACCCCAAGGUUUUUUAUGAGGGGGAGAGGUGCUCGUUUUCCAUCCAGAUGUGGCACUAUUACCUCUCAGCUCUGCGGCAUGAUCUCUGGAGUGUGCUUCCUCCCAGCCUUGCCCAGGAGAUCCUAGCACAGGUGCUGAGCCAAACUUUGGAAAUGUUAGUGCAGAGGUACUCACAGGCACGCCCGACGUAUAGGAGGACCUUACAGAUCAGGACUGAUAUUACAGCCAUACUGCUGUGCACUGAGAACCUGAUCUGGUCACUCUGUAGUACAAGAGAGGAGCUGCUUCAUCCAAGUAGAGAUAUCUGUCCCUGGAUCUUUUCUAUUCACAGCCACUGCAAUCACCUGCUUACUGCGCUGGCCAUUGUAACUUCACCCCUGCACAGUCUCUUUGAGACAUUUCAGAAGGGUCCGGGUGACCUUUCCUCUCUAUCGACUUCAGAAAACUCAAGCUACCAUCUCUUACAGUGGCUGCGUUUCAUUAAGUCGUCUUUGUUCUCUCAAGAAUCUCUCGGGACAUUGUCAGCUGAUGAAAUAGCUUCCCAGUGCCAUCUGAAAUUGAUGUUAUCCCAACCAAGUUGUAAUCUGAGCUUGUUGCUGCAAACACUACUUCAUAACCGCUGCCUGAUACUAAAAGUGUUGCUAAAGAUUUCAAACUAUGAAACGGAUGAGAAAGGACUGUCCAUGGAGGCAGUGUUUAUGGUGUUGACCAGUUUAAACAUCCUGCCCAAAUCUCUCUGUUUUGUUCUUGAAAGCUAUCUUGAUGAGCAACAGUUAUGGGAUCAUUUGUAUAACCUGCCAGAUUCCAGCAAACCAGAGACAGAGGUCCUGAAGUGUCUGAGACUCGCCGUGACCAAGCCCAUCAUGAGCGCAGUGAACCAGAUAAUGUCCAUGGUGUACGCGUGGCAGGCGGCUGAGCAUCAUGGGACAUGCCAGCAUAGACAAAUGGCUCCUGAGAGUCUGCUGAAUAAAAUCCCCAAGGACUGGAAUUAUGUACCCCGAGAACUGAAAAGGAAGGAGUCUGGAAAAAGUUUUACAAAACUAGUGGCACAAGCGGUUUCCUUCAUAUUUACCAACUUGCCAACCAUGAUCGCCUCCUUGCCUGUGGCAGUGAAAUACCUAUUUUAUAUAGGAGAGAAGAAGCUUUCUCGAAAUACUGUCCCCCUCAAACAAACUGGCCUGCUCAUCUGGACCUUCACAUCAUACCUCUGCCGGACGCUGGACGACGGAAACGCCAUCGAGCUGCUGACGGGGGUCGCUCUAGACAGGUGGAGCAAGGAGACACUGGGCUUGCUGAGUGAGUGUCUGCAGAACAUUGUGGGGCAGCAAAAGGGAAUCCCCAAACCAGUGGUGCAGAAGAUUAUCCAAAAUAUGGAGGUACAGAGGCCGCAAUGGAUAAAGGGACAGCUACAGAAAGCAAGGAAGCUGUGCACUAAAGGGGCUUUUGAACCAGCAGAAAGCACUGUCGUGCAAGAGAAAGGGAUCGCGUCUGAAUUGACUGAGCAGAAAAUAGGCAUGAUGGUCCUGGAUAUCUGCCACAAACCAGGUGGCAGCGAGUACCUGAGGCAAAUUUAUCACAUCAUCCAACUCAAUGAGGAGUAUCUCAAAACUGAGAUUUCCACUGUAAAAGAUUCAGCAGCAGAACCUCAUCAAAGACCAUUAAAGUUAAAUCAUAAGGAUUCGGAACAACAGCAGCAGCCCUCUGUUUUCAGCCCUCUAAAGGAGUUCUGCUGCAUUGGGAGCAAUAAGUUUGACCAGUCAGCCAUAACUGAGUGGGACUGGGACUGGUCGAAACUGCUGCCAGGUUAUCUGGGACUCAGUCAGGUGACCUUGAGGGCGCUGCUGGCGAACAGGUGGGAAAUGCAAGAAGCAGCCGCACUUGAAGAUGAAGAGAAGACCCUGGUGGAUCACUUGCAGGAAACGUAUUUCGAUAAGAGCCAAGGAACAUAGAGCUACAGCUGUGUACUUAGAGAAACCAAAGAACACUACAAGACAAUUGCAAACAUUUUCAAUUAUAAAUGUACUUACUAUAAAUUAGCACCGUAUCCCUAAAUAACUUGUUGUAAUACUGUUAAAUAUUUAUUUAGAAAGCAUCUUUUCUUUUUCAGUUAGAGCAAUAUUGAGGGUAGCAUUUAUUCUGUUUUGUUUUUUUAAUAAGAAAUGGAAUACAUAUUCUAGAUGUGUUGGAAAGUUCAGUGAGACGUCUGACAAAAAAGUUUUAUUACUAUUGUGAGAGUGGUAUCUACGGCAUCUUGAAAAUCCGAUUUUGUGGAGUGGUUUGUACAAGUUGGACGGAAAUAUUAAAUGUAUGCUUGGCAAUAAAGUUUAAAUUGAAUUUCAGAUGUUAGGCUUCAUCUGCAGUAUGUAAUCUACAAUUCAAGCAGCAAUCAGACAUCACAAACAGUACAAUAUAUUCACAGCAUUUAUGUUCAGUCUGCAUAUUAUUUUUCUGCGUGCCUCUAGCGUCCUACACAUUGGACGCUCAUUAGGUAACUUCCACCAUCAGCUCAAGUUGAAGAAAUCGAGUUCUGCCUGUCUGCAAUUCCAUCUGGACUGACAGAGUCCCAAUUGAAAUCUUGAUCUGCCGCUGACGGAAAUGAACAAGUCAAUGGCUUUCAAUCCCAGUGGCAGAUCAAAGCAUUGCAUUACAUUAAACUGACCUGGAAUGCAUUUUAAACAUCACGAAUUCAAAAGGUAGAAGCACAAGAAACACAAAACACACAUUGAAAUUUUAAACAAAAUGCUUCCAAGCAAAUGUCCAAGAGUAAAGCAGCAAAGAGAAGCUGACCCAAUUCAUAUUUCAAAAUCAGACUACAAAAAAAAGGCUCUCUUCUGGAUUUUUCUCACAGGUUUAUGAAACCUAAAAAGAUCUUUAUAAGUGGAAGGAAAUGUUGUAUUAAUAAAGAGUCGACAUCUGUGAUCAAUUAGAGACCCAUUUAGAAUUUCCCAGCCCUAUAUACAAAUUGUUCUCUGCUCACAUGAGAAAUGGAAAAUUAGUCCUUUCACUUGAAAGUAUUUACAGCUCGAUUUCUAUUGUGAUAAAUUCUUUUUUCAAGCCCCCUUUUCAUGCUAUUGUGCAGAGUGUGUUCUCUAGUUAAUUACAAGAACCUUUCUCUUUCUGUUUUUCAUUUCAAUAAGUAAUAAUAAUAAUAACAAUAAUAAUAAUAAUAAUAAUUGUAGACAUCCCAUUAAGCAGAAAUAGGUUAACAUUGUUCCAUUGCAGAUGACAGGCAUUUCAGAUAUUGUCAUGCGAUGUGGAAGCAUUUUCAAUUGUUUUGUUCCCCUUCUCAUCUUAUUGUGUCUUUCAGAAAUACUGUAUGUUACAAUAAAGCUGGUAAUCAUUCUUACUCCUUUUCCAAUGUCUAAUCCAAAGGUUGUGCUGUCAGCCAUGUAUUUAUUAUGCCAUUUUGGAGGUCAGAGUGUAUGCCUACGCAAAAGUCGUUGCAUACUUUCUCUGAUAUUUUUAUCAGCAUAUUUAUCUAAAUGUUGGCUAAGUUGUCAAAGUGCAUAAAAAUAAUAAAAGCUAAUACAACUUGUCUGUGACCUGACAA